Echinococcus granulosus is the source of this 213-nucleotide messenger RNA. RefSeq lists its product as hypothetical. Bases 1 to 213 code for a protein of 70 amino acids. The record is from RefSeq and is a predicted model, not a curated record. Lineage: Eukaryota; Metazoa; Platyhelminthes; Cestoda; Cyclophyllidea; Taeniidae. The transcript has a single exon.
AUGUGCAAACAGGAAAAUUCUGACAAUGGAAAGGGUAUGCUUCCUCCCUGCUCUGCACUACAUGGUGUUCGGGCCAUCGUAGUGGUCUUCCACCCCACCCAUCCCGUGGUAGACAGUAUCUUCUCCACCACCACCUUGGGUGAGCACGACUUUAAGCGGAGGCUUCGAGAGGCUCCGAAAUACCCGCCCUCUAUGGUGACCAAGGUCAAUUAA